UUUCCCCAAAUUUAACGAACACAUAAAUUUAGUUUUUUCUCUCUUUCUCUCUCUAUCACAUUCACAGCCGUUCUUCCACAAUUUCUAACCUUCUUUCCCUCCAAUUCACUAUCUGUCAGUCAUGAAACGGGGGCACCAAGGUUCUCCAUCCGGACCUCCUCAAUCUCGAUUCAAACCCAACCCAGAAGGGGAUGGAGAAUUUCUUGAAGAUGAGAGUACGAAAAUUUAUGCACGGGAUGUAGCUGAUCAUUACAGUGCAAGAACAAACCAGACAUUAGAAGAACGAGAAGCUAGUCCGAUUAUCCAUUUGAAGAAACUUAACAACUGGAUAAAAAGUGUCUUAAUUCAGCUUUAUGCCCGGCCUGGGAAUGCUGUUCUUGAUCUCGCAUGUGGAAAGGGUGGGGAUCUUAUAAAGUGGGACAAGGCAAGGAUUGGAUACUAUGUUGGAAUUGAUAUUGCGGAAGGCUCGAUAGAAGAUUGCCGUACGCGGUAUAACGGUGAUGCGGAUCAGAAUCAGCGUCGUAAGAAAUUCAAAUUUCCCGCCCGCCUCUUAUGUGGAGAUUGCUUUGAGGUUCGGCUGGACAGAGAAUUGGCAGACGAUGGCCCUUUUGACCUUUGCAGUUGCCAGUUUGCCUUGCAUUAUUCAUGGUCUACUGAGGCACGUGCACGACGAGCAUUGGCUAAUAUUUCAGCAUUACUUCGACCAGGUGGCAUCCUAAUUGGAACGAUGCCUGAUGCCAAUGUUAUUGUCAAGAAGUUCAGAGAAGCUGAAGGUCUAGAAUUUGGAAACAGUGUCUAUUGGAUACGUUUUGAUGAGGACUCUGCUGAUAAGAAAUUCAAAGCAUCGAGUCCUUUUGGAAUCCGAUACAAGUUUCACCUAGAGGAUGCUGUCGAUUGUCCUGAAUGGGUUGUCCCUUUCCACGUCUUCAAGUCACUGGCAGAAGAGUAUGACUUCGAGCUAGUGUUUGCAAAAAACAAUCAUCAAUUUGUUGAAGAAUACUUGAAAAAGCCAGAAUUUGGUGAUCUUAUGAGGAGGUUGGGUGCUUUGGGUGAUACCCAUGAUAAGAGCACAUUGACACCAGAUGAGUGGGAAGUAGCUUAUUUAUAUUUGGCUUUUGUGCUGAGAAAGCGAGGGCAACCGGACCCAACGCAGAAGUGGAGUAUGAAAAAGGGCGACAAUGAUACGCCCAUUAAAAAGGAAGACAUAAUGUACAUUACUAGUUGAGUUUAACAGGAUAACAUUUAUUUGACUCUCAAAACACAACUGCCAAGCUGGGACAAGUCCUAUUCAAGAUGCCAAACUACAGGCAGACGUUCAGACCUACAACUCGGGGGUGUGCUUUCUUUCAGUUCCAUGCUUUGCUGAAUGUAGAUUAGUGUACGAGUGUCAUAAGCCUCUCUCCUUUUAGAGAUAGCAGACCAGGAUCGGAGAAACUCUACUUCUCCAUGAUUACGCCUCGGAUCACCCCAGUUUUAACACUUAAAUAAGGUGGUAGGAUACUGAUGAUGAUGAUGAUGAUGAUAAUGAUAAUGAUAAUGAUAAUGAUAAUGUAACUCUUUUGUUUCAUUUGUUUUUGUCUACUUGCUAAAACAACUAGUGCUUUUGUUGUAUGUUUAAUCAUUAAAUAAAACAUGAUUAUAGGAGAUCUUUUUUUGUUAAAAACACAA
Molecule: messenger RNA, 1668 nt
Organism: Spinacia oleracea (spinach)
Lineage: Eukaryota; Viridiplantae; Streptophyta; Magnoliopsida; Caryophyllales; Amaranthaceae
Product: mRNA cap guanine-N7 methyltransferase 1
Exons: 14
Coding region: 122-1225 (367 amino acids)
Biological process (GO): 7-methylguanosine mRNA capping
Cellular component (GO): nucleus
Molecular function (GO): mRNA 5'-cap (guanine-N7-)-methyltransferase activity
Source: RefSeq, a predicted model, not a curated record